Molecule: messenger RNA, 3039 nt
Organism: Mya arenaria
Lineage: Eukaryota; Metazoa; Mollusca; Bivalvia; Myida; Myidae
Exons: 8
Coding region: 125-499 (124 amino acids)
Source: RefSeq, a predicted model, not a curated record
GUGGGCCUUAGUCGGAGGUGUCAAGGUCGAGUGUGUCGGUCGAGUGUGUCGAUUACGAAAUUCGCCAUAUUUUGUGUUUCGCACUCGAUGCCUCAUUUGACGGUCAACACCAGACAGAACCGUGAUGAAGCGUAAUGGCAGCCCAAAGAAGAUGCAGAGGACAGAACAGAUGUGUCAUAUAUCCAAACCUAACAACCUAAGUAUGGACAUUGCAAUUUGUGCAGGCAACUCGGAUGUUCACAAUGGUCCAGCUCAUUAUUAUGAGGACAUUGCCCCAAGUUCAAACAUUGGCAACUCUGAUGUUCACAAUGGUCCAGCCCAUUAUUAUGAGGACAUUGCCGCGAGUUCAAACAUUGGCAACUCUGAUGUUCACAAUGGUCCAGCCCAUUAUUAUGAGGACAUUGCCCCGAGUUCAAACAUUGGCAACUCUGAUGUUCACAAUGGUCCAGCCCAUUAUUAUGAGGACAUUGCCGCGAGUUCAAACAAAUGGCAACUCUGAUGUUCACAAUGGUCCAGCUCAUUAUUAUGUGGACAUUGCCCCGAGUUCAAACAUUGGAGUUAAGCACCAUCCAAGGAAGUGACAAAGAACACCUUGAAGCCAAACCCCAGCUGUGGAAACUGGUAUACAGAAGUGCUUCAGGUUACAGAAACGCCAUUCCAAGUUGGAUUAAGAGACUGUUAUCAAGCAAAACAAAUGUUUACAUAGAAGGUCUUUGACAGUGGUAAACAGGAUUGACAGCUACAGCAACGCUGAAUUAUUAUCACCAGUGUUGUGGUUUGUGUCAUGGUUUUGUUAAAGUAAGGAAUCAGUCUUUAUGUGAAGUGUCUAGGCCGCAUAUUUCAAAAUUCAGCUUUUGAGAUUUUUGUGUAGCAAACACCAUAUCUUACAACACAGAUGUAUAACUCUAAGUAUUGAUCAUGAAACAUAUGUGAAUAUAUAGAAAGAGUAGUCAAAUAAAAUGACAUCAUCUAAUCAUUUUUAUUUUGGGUGUGUAAUGUGAAAAUGGCAUGUACUUAAAUAAAUGAACAUAUUUUUAAAAUAGGCAUUUUUAAUCAUAUGUCAACUAAAUAAUAAUAAUGUAUCGUUUAUUUGACCAAGGUGUAAUGUAGUUGAAAUUUCUUUUUUUAUAUUUUUAUAUGCAAUUAUCUACACUAGUCACUGUAAUAUUUGGUUUGAUGAAUUACAUGUAUCAUGAUGUAGAAAUAAAGGAUAAAUGUUUGUUUUUUCAGUUCACUUUUGUAAAAAAAUCAACGAGUAAGCACCAAAGUUAUAUUUCACAAGUGUAAUUUUCAUUUUUGUGUCGCCUGAAAAGACGACAUAUAGGGGUUACUUUUGUCGGCGGCGGCGUUCGCGUCCCAUUUUCGCUUGUCCGGGGUAUAUCUCCUAAACUAUUAGUGGUAUCAACUUGAAACUUCAUAUGUACAUAGAUCUAAUUGAGGGCAAGUGCAGAGCACAAGAACUGUUACUCUUGCUUCCAUAUUUUUAGAGUUUUGCCCUUUGUUAUUUUUCAUGCUUAAACUUUUGUCCGGGGCAUAUCUUGUAGAAUAUAAGAGUUAUCAACUUGAAACUUCAUAUGUAGAUAGAUCUCAUGGAGGGCAAGUGCAGUGCACAAUAACAGUAACUCUUGCUUUCUUAGUUUUAAAGUUAUUGCCCUUUGUUAAUUUUCAUGCUUAAAGUUUUGUCCGGGGCAUAUCUUGAAGAAUAUAAGAGGUAUCAACUUGAAACUUCAUAGCUAGAUAUAUCUCAUUGAGGGCAAGUGCAGUGCACAAGAACUGUUACUCUUGCUUCCAUAUUUUUAGAGUUUUGCCCUUUGUUAUUUUUCAUGCUUAAAGUUUUGUCCGGGGCAUAUCUUGUAGAAUAUAAGAGUUAUCAACUUGAAACAUCAUAUGUAUAUAGAUCUCAUGGAGGGCAAGUGCAGUGCACAAUAACAGUAACUCUUGCUUUCUUAGUUUUAAAAUUAUUGCCCUUUGUUAAUUUUCAUGCUUAAAGUUUUGUCCAGGCCAUAUCUUGAAGAAUAUAAGAGGUAUCAACUUGAAACUUCAUAGCUAGACAGAUCUCAUUGAGGGCAAGUGCAGUGCACAAUAACAGUAACUCUUGCUUUCUUAGUUUUAAAAUUAUUGCCCUUUGUUAAUUGUCAUGCUUUAAGUUUUGUCCGGGCCAUAUCUUGAAGAAUAUAAGAGGUAUCAACUUGAAACUUCAUAGCUAGGUAUAUCUCAUUGAGGGCAAAUGCAGUGCACAAGAACCGUUACUCUUGCUGCCAUAUUUUUAGAGUUAUUGCCCUUUGUUAAUUUUCUUGCUUAGGUUUUGUCCGUGGCAUAUCUCGUAAACUAUAGGAGAUUUCAACCUGAAACUUAUUCCGUAGGUAUAUCUGAUUGAGGGUUCAAAUGCCACCUACACUUGAAAGUUAAAUGGCAACAUCAUUGUCUAUAAAUGAAUAAAAUGCCAAUCUAACAGCUAUAAUGUCGACAGUAAAUAAUUCGUCAGGCGACACAUCCGACUUGCGGAGUUCUAGUUGGUGUUCACAAUUGUGAAAUAUAUUGUGUUUCAAAACUAAAACAACUUUUUUUAGUAUAUGCCUAAAAUUGGUAUAUUGAGACAUUUAAUUGCAUUAUAUUUCCACGAAACGCCAUUGAUUUUGUGUCACAGCCCUGUGUGCUCUGAAUUUUGUUUUGGAUAGCAGAGCAGGCUAUAAUUUCAAAUCAGUAAAAAAAUAUCGAAUUGAUAUUUUUACUGUUUCAAACAAUCAAUUUCUUUCUCACUGAUAUAUCCCUAAAAACCACUUGAAAGCAUAUAUACUAAACAUCUUUAAUCUCUUUAAGUGUAAAAUUAUAAACUUUUAUAUACCUUUUAAUAUUGUGUUAAACACGAAGAAGUGAUACAUUUUUUAGACUGUAUAUUCUAAAAUAACUAGUGUAUUUUGAAAGAAAAUUGUGCAAAAUAACAACAAAAAUGGUACCUGCACUAUCCAUUUAUGUAAUGGCAAAAUAUUUGUUUAUUAAUAUGGUCAUAUGCAACCUUACAUGAAUAUUCUCAUAAUA